Messenger RNA from Plasmopara halstedii, 765 nucleotides. RefSeq lists its product as uncharacterized. The coding region runs from base 1 to 765 and encodes 254 amino acids. The record is from RefSeq and is a predicted model, not a curated record. NCBI's taxonomy places the organism in Eukaryota, Oomycota, Peronosporomycetes, Peronosporales, Peronosporaceae. Gene Ontology annotation, molecular function: Hsp90 protein binding; Hsp70 protein binding. The transcript has a single exon.
AUGGCAAAACUGACGUCUGGGACGCUUUCAUCGUCUCCAAGUCUUACAACACUUACUCGACCUGCACCACUAGCACCAAUUAUUCGACCUCAAUCAGCUGGUGCUUUCAGACCUCGCAAGUUAGAGCCCACCCGCUUUCGAAACUUUUGUACGAUUGAUUUUGUAAGAGCAGAUAGCUUUGAGAAUUCUGAUGAUAUUCGUGAUUCUAUUGUAGAUGAUCGGGGUGAUCUUCCAGUACGAAUUAAUUUUGCCGGUGCAGUGCGAAAGCUUCAAUGGCAAGUGGAAUUAUCUCAACUUGACUAUUCACACUAUCUUCCAAUAUUUAUGGAAGGAUUACGCGAUUUACAAGAACCUUAUCACUUCUUAGCGCUUAACGGCACCUUGGACAUGGUGGAGAAGGGUGGAAAUCGUGUGUUGCCAUGUUUACCACAUUUAAUAUCGCCAAUUAAGGCAAAUCUCGUGACACGUAACCAGACAGUACUUUGUCUACAAAUGAAAGUCUUGCAGCGACUUGUUUUGUGCUGUCCGUACACAGGUGAAGCUUUAGUGCCGUAUUACCGACAGCUUUUAUCAGUCUUCAAUCUCUUUAUUACAAAACGAGUCAAUUGUGGUGACUCGAUUGACUAUGCUCAGCGACGGCAAGAGAAUAUUGGGGAUCUGAUUCUCGAAACGCUCAAUAUUUUUGAAAGACACGGUGGUGCAGACGCUUUUGUCAACAUCAAGUACAUGAUACCGACCUACGAAAGCUGUAUGACGCGUAGAUAA